AUGUCAUCCCCAGCAGUCCAGCUCUCAUUCACCCUCCGCACGUCUCCCAACGUCCGGACUGUCCAUCUCCUUGGCUCAUGGGACAACUACAAGUCACAACUCCCAUUGUCCUUGGUCAAAGACAGCUCAGCUAAGCCCGGAUCCUGGAAGGGAACGUUCCGUUUCCAAGGCUCGAACGGCCUCAAGCUCGGCUCUCGCUACUGGUACUACUACAUCGUCGAUGGCUACCAUGUCUCUCACGACCCGGCCAAGGAAUUCGUCACCGAGAAGACCACUGGUCGCAAGCUCAACAUCAUCGACGUUCCGGGAGGUGACAAGGAUGGCGGCAAAGCGCAACGCCCCACCGUCACCACGUCUAGCCUCCCUGGCAGCCGUCAUAGCCGCGAAAUCCCACAAGGUCGAGCCCUGAGCCCCGGCAAGAUCCAGCAUCCCAAGCCCAGCAAGCCGUACGCGUCCCGCCAGUUGCGCGAAGCCGACUACGAGACUUCUCCAGUCGACGAUCUCGAAGAACGCUUCGCCGGCUACCGCAUCAGUGAUCCUUCGUCGGCCUCGCCAUCCGAGUUGUCAGAUGACAGCUCGUCAAGCGGUACAGCCUUCUCGCGCUCGUCACCAUCAAGCAUGUCCAGCGUCAGCGACCAUAGCUGCCGCUGUGAGCGCUAUGGUGUGACACGGUCGGGCCAGCGCGUCAAACUCGACUGCGGCGGCAAGCGUUGCGGAGCCUGGAGUUCCAGCUCGUCCGAGUGCGACUCUCACGAAUCUGAGGAGGAAUCCAGUGCGGACGAACGCGAAUACCGCGCCCGCCAACGCCGUGAGGCAGACAAACGAGGUACUGCUGCUAUCAAGGGACAUAGUGGGGGUGAGGAGAGGAGGAGAGUAGUGGUGAUAGACAAGAGACGGAGAUAG
This is a messenger RNA of Rhinocladiella mackenziei CBS 650.93, 903 nucleotides long. RefSeq lists its product as uncharacterized. Lineage: Eukaryota; Fungi; Ascomycota; Eurotiomycetes; Chaetothyriales; Herpotrichiellaceae. The transcript has a single exon. The record is from RefSeq and is a predicted model, not a curated record. Bases 1 to 903 code for a protein of 300 amino acids.